AAGUCGCAUUUCAUAACCCCAAACAAUUUUGGCUCACACACGUUUAGCUUCGACAGAAAUGGAGGGCUCAGCCUCAGCAAAAGCAGAGGGAAAGCCAUGGCGGGUACUCGAAUUCUACAGCGGCAUUGGCGGCUUGAGGUAUUCAUUGAUGAGGGCAGGGGUAGAUGCUGUCGUAGUCGAAGCAUUCGACAUUAACGACGUUGCAAACGAUGUGUACGAGCACAAUUUCGGCCACCGUCCCCAUCAGGGUAAUAUUCAGACAUUGAGUGCUGCUGAUCUCGACAGCUAUGGGGCGGAUGCGUGGCUUUUGUCACCUCCUUGUCAGCCUUACACAAGACAAGGUCUUCAGAAGGGUUCGAGUGAUGCUAGAGCUUCUUCAUUCCUGAAGAUUCUUGAACUGAUACCUCAAAGUUCACGGCCUCCAAUGAUGCUAUUCGUUGAGAAUGUUGUUGGAUUUGAGAUAUCUGAUACACAUUCAAGGAUGAUUACAAUUUUGCGGGAAAAUCAUUUUGACACUCAAGAAUUUAUUCUCAGUCCUCUGCAGUUUGGCAUACCAUAUUCCAGACCUCGCUAUUUUUGUCUGGCGAAGCGAAAACCUCUAUUUUUUCAAACCACACAGUUGAAUAAUAAGCUUGUUUGGGCUCCGGGCCCAAUACUUGGGUACGAAAAAAACAUGCCGACCAGAGAAGAUGUAGAAUCACAUGCAUAUUGUAAUGAACUACUUGAAAGGUGUCAACCUAUACAAGAUUUUCUUGAACUAAAGGAUUUGAGCUGUGAAGUUGAUUCAGAAUCGGCCAUCAUGCUUGCUAAUGUUGAAGGAGGAAAUGUAUUCGUUGAUAAUAUUUCAUAUCAGUAUUUAGUUCCAGAUAGCUUAGUGGAAAGAUGGGGGAGUGCUAUGGAUGUUGUUUUCCCCGAGUCAAAGCGUUGCUGUUGCUUUACAAAAAGUUACUUUCGGUAUGUGAAAGGCACCGGCUCCCUUUUGGCAACUGUUCAGGGAAAGAUGAAAACUGAAACCUCUUCACUGCAGGAGCUUCGUCUCAGAUACUUCACGCCAAGGGAGGUCGCCAAUUUACACUCUUUUCCGGAAGAGUUCCAAUUUCCACAGCACGUUAGCCUUCGGCAACGUUAUGCUUUGCUGGGAAACAGUUUGAGUGUUGGAGUUGUGGCGCCUUUACUCGCGUAUCUAUUUACUCAUCAAUCAUCGAAAUUUGAAUUGAGUCUCGUACGCAACUCAAACAGCAUAGAGUGAGUCAGUUUCUUGUUGUUUGACUUUUAUCAUCCCAACGAAUUGUUUUUCGUGGGCGUUCGUUAAAUGCAGACUCGAAUUCUUCUCUGAUAUGUGUAUUAGCUAAAGGUUUACAGAUAUCUGCUGAUUGUAGUCUGUCUGAAAGAAAGUUUGAUACCAUUUUUUCUUAUUUCACACUGGGAUCGUAAACUUUUGAUCCAUGUUAUUUUUCAACAGUUAUUUUCCAGUUUGUUAAUUUCCAACAUCUUUAUUUAUUGAAUCAUUUUUGUUUAGGCAAAAUUGUAAU
Molecule: messenger RNA, 1532 nt
Organism: Striga asiatica
Lineage: Eukaryota; Viridiplantae; Streptophyta; Magnoliopsida; Lamiales; Orobanchaceae
Source: the annotation of a GenBank genome assembly